Messenger RNA from Gymnogyps californianus (California condor), 3893 nucleotides. It is a transcript of the gene ZC4H2, whose product is annotated as zinc finger C4H2-type containing. The record is from RefSeq and is a predicted model, not a curated record. The coding region runs from base 80 to 754 and encodes 224 amino acids. Gene Ontology annotation, cellular component: nucleus. The transcript has 5 exons. Gene Ontology annotation, biological process: positive regulation of neuron differentiation. NCBI's taxonomy places the organism in Eukaryota, Metazoa, Chordata, Aves, Accipitriformes, Cathartidae.
GUGUCUAUUGUAUGUUUUUUCUUUUUUUCCUCUGGCAUUUUGUACAUUUCACGGGAGGUUCAAAUCGGGAGUGAAAAGCAUGGCAGAUGAGCAAGAAAUUAUGUGCAAACUCGAGAGCAUCAAGGAGAUCAGGAAUAAGACUUUGCAGAUGGAAAAAAUAAAGGCACGACUGAAAGCAGAAUUUGAAGCCCUGGAGUCUGAGGAGAGGCACCUGAAAGAAUACAAACAAGAAAUGGACCUGCUGCUGCAAGAGAAGAUGGCCCAUGUGGAGGAGCUGCGACUGAUCCAUGCUGAUAUUAAUGUGAUGGAGAAUACUAUCAAGCAGUCUGAGAACGAUCUCAACAAGCUCUUGGAAUCUACUCGUCGCCUGCACGAGGAGUACAAACCCCUGAAGGAGCACGUAGAUGCUUUGCGGAUGACUCUGGGAUUGCAGAGGCUGCCAGAUCUAUGUGAGGAGGAAGAGAAACUGUCCCUUGACUACUUUGAAAAGCAGAAAGCGGAAUGGCAGACAGAACCACAGGAGCCUCCUAUCCCAGAGUCUCUGGCUGCAGCUGCAGCAGCUGCCCAACAGCUGCAAGUGGCUAGGAAACAAGAUACCAGACAGACAGCAACUUUCAGACAACAGCCACCUCCCAUGAAGGCAUGUUUAUCGUGUCACCAACAAAUUCAUCGGAAUGCGCCCAUAUGUCCACUCUGCAAAGCAAAGAGCCGAUCUCGGAAUCCCAAAAAGCCCAAGAGGAAACAGGACGAAUGAAACCCAGAAGACUGACAAGCAAACACAUGACCUGUUCCAGUACUCUUCCAGUAGAACUGCAAAUGUGGCCAGACUGUACUGAAGUGCAAACUCAAGUAUGACCGACCCAUUGUUUUCUAUUUAAUGCAAUGUAAGCACAAUGUUCCUGUUCUGUCUUAAUUUCCUUCCAGUCCUUAGGAUUUGGUUUUAGGAAAGUAAGUAUUACUGGUGCUACAGUUUAACAUUUCAAUCAUUCCAUCUUUUCGACUCCUAAACAAAGUAGAAUUCUUAUGCAAGUAUCCCAAAUACCGGGCUAUUCCUAUUGGCCAAAUGCGAUUACCACAAAUGUUUUAUGUUCUCGUUUUAAAAACAGACGUUACUAAAAGAUUAUUCUGUUUUCUCCUGAUAACAGGAGACUAUUUGAAGAGCUGAAAUAGCAGACUGUCUGUUUGUUUCACUAAAGAACAAUUUGUUUUCCAAGCUAGUAAGACUGCAUAGGUUUGGGUAUCCAGUAGAGCUCUUUUUAUACAGGAAAUGUUCAGGGAAAAAAAGAAAUUGGUUAUACAGGAAAUUAGUGCAUUAAGGACACACACGAGUUUUGAUUUACUGGAGUUUGAUUGCACCAUUCCCUCAAACUUGACUUAAAAUUUGGAAGGGGGAUCAAGUUGCUGGCUGUGUAUGAAUUUCUAAAAAUGAUUUAAUUUGUGAUGCUUUAACAUCUUAAUAUGGUGUUCUUUUCAGCAGUCGGAAGACUGAUUAAGUACAAGGCUCAAAUGAACUGUAUUAGUGGUCCUCCUAGGCUCUAUGGCCAACCAGCUCACUCUGGUUCUCUAGGAAACAUGCAUCAAAUAUCCCAAAUCUCUAUGCGCACAGACUGCAACAUCAGCCAUUCUGCACGUCUUCUAUUCCUGGUUUCUGCAGCCAAAAUCUCCCUUGGCAGACAUAUCCUCCACUGGAGCACAGUGAAGUUCAGUAACAUGCACCAGGAACAGUGUCAACUAAAAAUGAUGUAUUUCACCAGAACUGCCUGGCUUUGGCGUCAUCGUCCUCCCUCAAACAAAACUUCCUAUUUUCGUAUAUUUUAAUAGGUCAUUUUCAAGUACGCUUUAUUUCAGCCCAUUUUUUUUCUUGCUCUAUAUGUAUGCCAAAAGAACCCUGACCAAAGGAUCCUUUAGACGCCUCCCUGUAUCCGUGUCUUCCCUUUGUUUCACCUCGUAACAGUUCCUCCAAUGGGGACGAUAGCAGUGACCCAACUACAGAACCAGGGCUUAAAACUUAUUUAUUUCUAAUCCCAGUUUUGUCACCGCCUUUGUUGUCUAAACUGAUCUCAAGUAUUCAAUAUUCUUUUCACUAACUUCAGUAGGCAGGGACUGCCUGUUUACAUUCUUGUCUCUUUAGCCCAGGUUUUCCUCUACUAUUACGCUAGAGUGGUUAUAUUGAGAACUUUGCUUGUUAAAUAGGAAGAACAGGGAAGCCCCCAGUCUCUGGUCAGAACUUUGCCAAAUGCUGGGGACUGUACAAAUCCACAUAAACCAAAUUUUGCUGGCCAAAUCACAUAUGUUGCCAUUAAUUUCCCAACUCCGCCACAAAGUACAUGAGUAUUUUAUUGACUAUAGUCCUACAAUUUAUGCCAAGUUUAGUUGGUAUUCUCCCAUUUUAAUGUUUCAUAGCCGAAUAAACACCUGUCAACAGCAGAGACAGAAUGUGGACCACGUGCCCCUGAAAAUAUGUGAAGAGCAGAUUCUGCUAGCUGAAUUACUGGGAUUCAGUCCCUAUGAGAUAGCAAUAAUGGAGGAUAGUCUGACCCCAUGCUCCAAAUGGCAGUAGUACGCUAACUCUAUCGUUAUGCAUGUUUCCUAACACAAAUACUGGAUUCUACUUUUAAAUGUCAGAGCGGCCACAUACUGUGUGCCCUGUUCAGAGCAAUUCCUAUUGAGUUUAAGGGAAAAUGCACACAGAGUUAAAGGACAGUAUAUGGACUCCCCCAAAGUGCAUGCAUGAGAGCAGCAUACUUUGAUGACAGUUGUACAUAACUUUAAGAAGUAGUGACAAUGGAGAACGGGUGAAUGACCUGCAAUGAAGUAGGGCGAAUAGAAGGAUAGAUUUGUAGAAACUUCGACUUACAGUUCUGAAAUAGAUAGGGUUAGUCGUAGCUGCUCUCACUUCACUGAUACUUUGUCAGGUUCUUUCUUUCUUGGGAGAUCUCUAGAGCUCUAAACUGAAGUAUGCUUAAGGAUGCACCAUUUACUAAUUUAGUACGGCAGGUUUGUAUUUUUACUUUUUUAAAUUAGUCUCUUAGUCUCUAAUUAGUGUUUAACAAGGUUUGUUUUUUUAAAAAAAGAAAAAAAUGUGAAUAUGACACACUGUGUUUGUAUCAAUCAUGUACGAGCAUUUACAAAUCUGUUUUCACAUCCUUUACGAAGUUCUGCCAUAUGAAUAGCAUGCGUUGCUGAGAAUGAGUCUAACUGAAUAUGACUCAACAGUGUGCCCUGGCAGCCAAAAGGGCCAACUGUGUCCUGGGGUGCAUCAAGCACAGCAUAGCUAGCCGGCCCAGGGAGGUGAUUGUCCCACUUGACACCGCACUGGUGCGGCCUCGAGUACUGUGUGCAGUCUUGGAUGCCUCAAUGUAAGAAGGACAUCAAACUAUUAGAGUGUGUCCAGAGGAGGGCGACCAAGAUGGUGAAAGGUCUCAAGGGCAAGACUUAAGAGGAGCGGCUGAGGUCACUCGGUUUGUUCAGCUUGGAGAAGAGAAGGCUGAGGGGUGCCCUCAUUGCAGUCUACGGCUUCCUCAAGGGGGGCAGCGGAGGUGGAGGUGCUGCUCUCCUCUCUCUGGUGACCAGCGACAGGACACGAGGAAAUGGAAUGAAGCUGCAUCAGGGGAAGUUCAGAUUGGACAUGAGGAAAAGGUUCUUCACUGAGAGGGUGGUCGGUCACUGGAAGAGGCUCCCCAGGGAAGUGGUCAUGGCACCAAGCCUGUCAGAGUUCAAGGAGCGUCUGGAUGACCCUCUUAAGUCAUAUGGUUUAGUGUUACGUAGUUCUGCGAGGAGCAGGGAGUUGGACUUGAGGAUCCUUACGCGUCACUUCCAACUUGAGAUAUUCUAUGACUCUAUGAUUCUAACUAUUUCAAGGAGACAAAAUCUGUAUUAUAUAUUAAGGGAUC